AUGUCCAAUCGGUCCGGAACUACUCUCUAUGUCACUGGCUUUGGUCAUGGCACACGAGCUCGUGAUCUGGCCUAUGAGUUCGAACACUACGGCCGCCUCGUUAGAUGCGACAUCCCUGCUCCACGAACUGCUUCCAGCCGACUUUUUGCCUUUGUCGAGUACGAAAGUCGCCGCGAUGCAGACGAUGCCUACCAUGAGAUGCAUAACAAGCGAAUCGGUCGGGAUGAUCUUCUAAAGAUCGAGUGGGCCCGUACUCCUCCUUCUGCAACAUGGCGAUAUGAAGCCGGACGAGGUCGCGAUGGCGAAACUCGUGAGCGUCGCGAAGGUGGUCGUGAUAGCCGAGACAGCCGUGAUCGUCGCGAUCGCGACCGCUCCCCGGCGCGACGUGGUGGCCGUUCACCUUCGCCUCGCCGUCGUGACUAUUCCCCACGCAAGGACGACCGACGUGACCGUGGUGAUCGCGACCGAGAACGUGAUCGAGAUCGAGACUAUGAUGAUCGCCGCCGAUCACGAAGCCCUGCCGACCGGGAUCGUGACCGGGAUCGCGACAUGAAGGAUGACCGAGACCGCCGUGAUGACGAUCGAGACAAUGCCAAUGGUGAAGAUCGUAAAGUCCCGGACUCCCCUCCCGCUGCACAUGAUGAACUGGACACCGCAGAAUGA
Messenger RNA from Exophiala bonariae, 663 nucleotides. RefSeq lists its product as uncharacterized. NCBI's taxonomy places the organism in Eukaryota, Fungi, Ascomycota, Eurotiomycetes, Chaetothyriales, Herpotrichiellaceae. Bases 1 to 663 code for a protein of 220 amino acids. Gene Ontology annotation, cellular component: precatalytic spliceosome. The transcript is spliced from 4 exons. The record is from RefSeq and is a predicted model, not a curated record. Gene Ontology annotation, biological process: mRNA splicing, via spliceosome. Gene Ontology annotation, molecular function: mRNA binding; snRNA binding.